CUUACUUAUGUAUAAAGCUCUCCUUCGAAAUCUCAGGGUUGCCUCGCACAAGCUUUACCACCCAACCUUCUGACUCAAUCCACGUUGUGGGAGCACCAUGGAUCCCGACCAUAACUUGCCUUACCGUGACACCCCCAUUGAGCACUCUGCUCAGCCCCAAGUCCAGCGGCAACAGCCAUUGCCAUCACUGGGAUCUGCAGACAGCGGAGGUCGUCCACAGACUCAGACAUCGGCGACUGAGAAGCCCCUACUUGACAAUCGUAGUUCAGAGGGACAAUCACCGGCUCGUGAUCGCAACGAUCCAUAUGCGGAUUUUGAGCCUGUCCCUCAGGCUCCAGCUACGAGAAGCGGGGACGGUCAUAUGAUGCGUGGACUGUCGCGGCGCACAGUUAUGACAGGCCAGGAUCCUAUCAGCGCUGCUGGCCUGGGCUGGAUAGUACCUGUUGAAGAGAAACCUCACCGACGGACCAUAGGAGAGCGACUCGAUCCAAGUAUUGCCAACGCGGAGAGGGAGAGGGCGCAAUACGCCAUAAAAGCAAAGAUGACAGGCUACGCGUUGAACAUCGCGAUAGGUUUACAAAUUUUGCUUGGGGCACUUACUACGGGUCUUGCGGCGGCAUUGACCGGUAAGCAGGUUUCGAUCGGCACAACCCUUCUUGGUGGCAUGUCGACCUUAGUUGCUUCCUAUCUCGCUCGGGCACGGGGAUCAAAUGAACCAGAACUAUCCAUCACUCGCGUGAAGGACCUAGAUCAAUUCUUAAGAGAUUGCCUUGCCUUCAAAAUGGACCACGGACAUGAAUAUGGGACAGCCGACAACGGGCUGAAUAAUCGACUUGAACUUCUCAGAAGAAGGUUUGAAGAACUUCUUGGAAAUGCUGAUGGGCAGCGGAAACUUUCUCCACCUGUUUGAGUUUAAUUGUAUGUACAACUGUCAUUCUAGUAUUUUAUCCACAAGCCAAUACGUAGCUCUAAUGACUCACAUUAUUGGCUGCCCCGAAACGCUCUGCAAACGGUUUGUUGCUGGCAUCGGAAACCUUGAGUCCUUCACACUUAUCCACCACAUUGGG
Messenger RNA from Suillus clintonianus, 1067 nucleotides. RefSeq lists its product as uncharacterized. NCBI's taxonomy places the organism in Eukaryota, Fungi, Basidiomycota, Agaricomycetes, Boletales, Suillaceae. The coding region runs from base 98 to 910 and encodes 270 amino acids. The record is from RefSeq and is a predicted model, not a curated record. The transcript is spliced from 6 exons.